AUGCUUUCCACCGCUCCCGCCAUCGACGCUGCGAUCGCCAAAGCGACUUCGGACCCUUACCACAACCUCCCGCGAGCCGUCUUCCUCGCGGCGACUUCGAACGACGCCAGCCUGUACGAAGGCAAGGGUGGAUGGGCCCGUCUCCCAGCUGAGCCCGUCUCGAACGACGUGCUCGAGAAAGAGGGCGAACCUAUCACGGCAGACUCGAUCUUCGAGCUGUACUCGGCGACGAAGCUCGUCGCCGCCAUUGCGGUUCUCCAGCUGGUCGAGCAGGGCAAGAUGCGACUUGAGGACGACGCCAGCAAGUACGUGCCGGAGCUCAAAGACGCGAAGCUGUUCAAGGGCUUCGACGAGGACGACAACCUGAUCCUCGAGGACAACGCGACGCCCAUCACGAUCGAGAUGCUCCUCACGCACACGGCUGGCUUCCAGUACUUCAUGUUCAACCCGGAUGUUGUGAAGAUCGCGCAAAAACUGGGUGUUCACCCUCUGCCGAACGCUGAGGGAGCAGUUCGGGAGUGGGUCACAAAGAUGCCGCUGAUGUUCAAGCCCGGCGAGCACAUGGUCUACGGUCCGAACAUUGACUGGGUGACGUUGGCUGUCGAAGCCGUCAGCGGCAAGCCAUUGGAGCUGUACUUUAAGGAGCACAUCUUUGAACCCCUUGGCAUCCACGACAUGUCCUUCAUGCCCGACUCGUCGCAAAUCUUCAUGGCUUUCAUCGACGAGGAGGAUCCGUCCAAGCCGCUCGCUAUCCGCCCGAACACUCCGCUCUCGUCGACGCAGCACUUUGGCGGCGCCGGCCUCAAGGGCUCGCCACGCUCGUACCUCAAGAUCCUCCGCAUGCUCCUACGAGGCGGUGAGCUCGACGGCGUCCGCCUUCUCAAGAAGGAGACGGUCGACCUCAUGUUCGAGGAUCACCUCACAACGGACCAGCAGCGGCAGGAGCUUCGCGUCUUCGGCAAGGACCUUUUCGACCCUGCAACUCGGCGCGCGACUGAGCCUUCUCGCGACCUUACGUACGGCAUCGGCGGCGCGCUCACGGGCAAGGACCUUGCGACCGGGCGAGGUGCUGGCGCUUUGACUUGGAGUGGCAUGGCGAACACCUACUGGGUGGUCGACCGCGAAAAGGAUGUUGCGUUCGUCGUCUGGACCAACGUCAUCCCGUUUGCCUGCCAGCCCAUCCACGACCUCUGGUUCGACAUCGAGACCGAGCUAUACAAGGGUCUUGCGUAG
Messenger RNA from Rhodotorula toruloides NP11, 1233 nucleotides. Its product is annotated as beta-lactamase. Lineage: Eukaryota; Fungi; Basidiomycota; Microbotryomycetes; Sporidiobolales; Sporidiobolaceae. Bases 1 to 1233 code for a protein of 410 amino acids. The record is from RefSeq and is a predicted model, not a curated record. The transcript is spliced from 6 exons.